CCCACGCGCCCGUCGCGUCCCCCCCCCCCACCUCCAAGCGGCGAGAGCGGAGAGCUCGUGACAGCGAGAGAACCAUCCAUCCAUCCCCCCCAUGGCGACGGACGGCGAGCAGCAGCAGCAGGCGCCGCCAGCGGAGGAGGUCGUGUCCGUCGAGAUGCCCGCGCCCGAGGGCUGGACCAAGAAGUUUACUCCCCAGAGAGGGGGAAGAUCUGAGAUUGUUUUUGUUUCACCAACUGGAGAAGAAAUUAAGAACAAGAGGCAACUAAGCCAGUACCUAAAGGCACACCCCGGAGGCCCUGCUGCUUCUGAGUUUGAUUGGGGAACUGGUGACACCCCAAGACGUUCUGCUCGCAUUAGUGAGAAAGUCAAGGUUUUUGAUAGCCCAGAAGGUGAGAAGAUCCCGAAACGCAGCAGGAACUCGACUGGCAGAAAGGGCAGGCAGGAGAAAAAGGAGGCCCCUGAAACUGAAGAAGCCAAAGAUGCUGAAGCUGGCAAGGAUGCCGCAGAGGAGGCCCCUGGUGAAGAUGCAGUGAAGGACACUGAUGUGGCGAUGAAGCCUGCUGAAGAGGUGAAGGAGGCUCCUACUGAAACUGAAGGUGCAGAGAAUGCUGUGGACAAGGCUGAUGCUCCUGCUCCAGCACCAGCAGCAGAAGAAAACAAGGAAACUGAGAAACCUGCUGAAUCUGUUGUCGCUCCUCCCGCUCCAUUGGAGGAGAAGAAAGACGCUGUUGAAGAGAACAAGGAAGAUGCCAAGCCUGCUGAGGCUGAAGCUGCUGCUCCAGCUCCAGCAAGCAACCCUACUGAGAUCUCGGCCCCUGCUCCCGCCGAGCCUGCUGCAGCUGCUGCUCCAGCGCCUGAAACCAAAUCAGAUGCUGCCGCCGCCGCCGCCGCUCCAGCAUCUGGAACCAAACCAGACGCCGCUCCAGUAGAGAACUCCGCUGACAAAGGCGCUAGCCAGGAGAGCCAGCCGAACGCCGUCAACAACGGCCAGCUGCCACCCUCCGCGGUGAAGUGCACCUGAAGCUGGAUCCGGAAGGAAGCCUUCCGGCGCCGUGUAUCUCAUUUUAGGAACAAAUUGCAUUUGCAUUCCGCAUUGUAAUCAGUCAGUCAAAAAUCGAUGGACCGGUAAGCAUGUUAAUUAGUCAGUCUGACGCUGCUGGGUGACAAGUCGGUAAGUUAAAAAUUAGGCUCUGCGUUUUUAGCUAUUUGUAUGUGUGUAUCCAUCCAUCAUGACAUCUUCGUUGCAUUGUACCUAACUGUGUAAGCAUGUUAAUUUUAGGACAUGUAUACUCCUCUCCUCUCUGAAUCUGUAGUCUGUACCUGUGCUGGAUGCUGUCACUCAAAACCUGCAUAACCAGUUGUGUGUUAUCUAUGAGAAAUAAAGGCCGCUGACUGGCUAACUUGGCUGUGGA
Molecule: messenger RNA, 1412 nt
Organism: Setaria italica (foxtail millet)
Lineage: Eukaryota; Viridiplantae; Streptophyta; Magnoliopsida; Poales; Poaceae
Product: methyl-CpG-binding domain-containing protein 11
Exons: 3
Coding region: 92-1021 (309 amino acids)
Molecular function (GO): DNA binding
Source: RefSeq, a predicted model, not a curated record